AUGGCACUUGUAGUGGCACUUUUCCUUUUCUUCAUUGGCUUCGCUACAAUUAUUCUUCUCCACUUCCUCAUGAUGACCAAGGCCUUCCGCCGCCGCUGCAUCCGCAUCAACCAUUUUCUCUUCUCUGGGACCGUGGCGACGACAACGGCCAACUUGCUUGAACUGCAAGAUCUCUUGCCCAAAGUUGAGUACAGUGCCUCAGCAUCUUCAAAAACCACGGAUUGUGCCAUCUGCUUGGAAUCUUUCAUAGAAGGAGACGAUUGUAAAAUUUUGCCUUCAUGUCAGCACUUAUUUCAUGCAAAUUGUGUGGAUCAGUGGCUUGGGAGAAAGCUCAAUUGCCCCACUUGUCGAACCAGGGUUGAUAUGGAUCUUGCAAAGCAGGGUUCGAGAAUCAGUGCUGCUGAUCGGUGGAAGAUGCUUUGGGAAGUCGGAUCCGAAGAAGGGAAUUCUUAUUAA
Messenger RNA from Fraxinus pennsylvanica, 456 nucleotides. NCBI's taxonomy places the organism in Eukaryota, Viridiplantae, Streptophyta, Magnoliopsida, Lamiales, Oleaceae. The record is from the annotation of a GenBank genome assembly.